AUGGUAACACACAAGGAAAACGAACACCAAUCCAACGUCCCCAGAAAACUUAAUUCGCGCAGGCUUUUUCCUUUUCCUGCAGUAAGAAAGUUUGGCAGGUUGCCUCGGUUUAUCCGCCGCGUAUUUAAAAACAAGAAGGCAAGAGAGUCGUCUAAACAUCUCCAGGCUCAAACCGUGGAUUCAUUAUCCGAACAUCUUGACAGUCAAACAGUGAAUUUGAAUAAUCUUGGCCAGGAGCAAUCAAGUUUAUCAUUCGAGCAAAGUUCUCAUCAAUCAGUUUACCAUAGUGACACCCCACUUCUAGAAUCGCAAGAACACCCGCAGCAAACAGUUACCCCAGCCAAUGAUUACUCCAAGCAGACAACGAACUCAGCCAAACUUGCCGGGGAAGACAGAAACAUGACGGACGGGAAAAGUCACGUGGGUCAGGCAGGGAGAGUUGCCAGUUGGGCUGUCCACUUUGAUCGACUGUUGCAAGACCCGCUGGGAGUCAACAUCUUCACAAAAUUUCUGGAAAGAGAGUUCAGCGAUGAAAACAUGAGAUUCUGGCAAGUUUGUCAGCGGUUCCGUGGCUUAGCUGACCAGCGGCAGCAACAAGCUUUAGCACAUGACAUCUACAGUGGUCACAUAGCAGAACAAGCCAGCGACCCAGUAAAUAUCGACAACGCGACUAGGUCACACACAGAACAGUUUCUAGACUCUCCAACUUCCGCCAUGUUUGAUGUGGCACAAAAUCAGAUCCGACAGUUGAUGAAACUGGACAGUUACCCACGAUUCCUGAAAUCAGAUCUGUACAAGAAUAUGUUGGUUGAAGAAAUGAGAGGCAACAUUUUUCACGAACCUGAACAGACAGGACAGAGGAAACAUAAGAAGAAACAGGUUA
Messenger RNA from Candidula unifasciata, 883 nucleotides. NCBI's taxonomy places the organism in Eukaryota, Metazoa, Mollusca, Gastropoda, Stylommatophora, Geomitridae. The record is from the annotation of a GenBank genome assembly.